Messenger RNA from Aspergillus steynii IBT 23096, 1695 nucleotides. RefSeq names its product MFS transporter. The record is from RefSeq and is a predicted model, not a curated record. NCBI's taxonomy places the organism in Eukaryota, Fungi, Ascomycota, Eurotiomycetes, Eurotiales, Aspergillaceae. Gene Ontology annotation, biological process: transmembrane transport. Gene Ontology annotation, molecular function: transmembrane transporter activity. The transcript has 2 exons. The coding region runs from base 1 to 1695 and encodes 564 amino acids.
AUGCAGGCGUACCUUCAAUAUCGCGCCAUCAGGGCUUCGGUUCGCAACCAGCUCGACCAGAAAGACCAGGAAGGGUAUCAGCGCGUUCUGGCACGAGGCAGUUCGGACCCAUUCAGGACACAAAAUCCAGAUCAACAGCAACGACAACCGGAUGGAACUAGUCUAUUGCCUGGGAUUCAACUGAUAGAGGACACAGGCAGUCGCAACGGAGAGCCGUCGCAUAUCUUUCUCGUCGACUGGGAAAGCGACCACGAUGUCUUGAACCCGCGGAAUUUCAGCCUCGCGACCAAAAUGAUGGGAACGUUCAUUGUCUCGGCCCUGGCGUUCGUGGUCAGCGCUUCCUCGUCCAUCGAAUCCGCCGUGCUCGCGCAGAGCAGCGCCGCCUACCACGUCAGCGAAGUCGUCGCCUCGCUAUUCACCGCCGUCUUUCUCCUCGGCUUCGCCACGGGAACCCUGGUCUCGGGGCCUCUCUCCGAGAUCCUGGGCCGCAACGCCGUCUACGCCAUCUCCACCUCCCUCUUCAUGCUCUUCGUCAUGGGCUCCGGCCUAUCCCCCAACGUCGGCGCGAAGUUGGCCUGCCGUUUCCUAGCUGGCGUGUGCGGUUGUCCGCCGCUCACUUGCGCCGGCGGCACCGUGGCCGACCUCUGGGACCCGCUCGAGAAGACCCUCGCCUUCCCCGUCUACGCCAUUCUCUCGUUCGGCGGCGCCAUCCUCAGCCCCGUCAUCGCAUCCUACAUGGGCCAGGGCACUCUCUCCUGGCGCUGGGUGAACUGGAUCGUGCUCAUCAUGGGCGGUCUCGUGCUCGGUCUGGUGCUCCUCCUCCAGCCAGAAACCUACAGCCCCUUGCUGCUCAAGUGGAAGGCCCAGCACCUCCGCCGUCUGACCGGCGACCCGCGCUACCGGUCCAAGCUGGAGCUGGGCGACACUCCGCUGCCGUCCCGCAUCGCGCGCGCCUGCGGCCGUCAAUUCACCCUCGCCGUGCGAGAGCCCAUCAUCCUCCUGCUGGCCCUGUACAUGACCGUGCUGUACAUCGUGCUCUUCACCUUCUUCGACGGUUACGCGUUCAUCUUCACCGACGUCCACGGCCUCUCCCAGCCCUUGACCAACAUCGUCUGGGUCGCCAUGUACGUCGGCAUCAUGCUGGCUGCGCUGCUCCUCCCCGGCAUAUACAGCCAGUAUCGCCGCACCCGACUCGCUGCGGAGGAAGGCCCCGGGGACCACGAGCUCAGCGAUGCCAGCGGCGACUCCAAUCGCCGGACUCCCCCGGCCCAGAAAUCAAGCUCAAGCUCGCCUGACCCCGAGCACAGGCUCUGGUACGCGAUGAUCGGAGCCCCUGCUAUCCCCAUCAGUCUAUUCUGGAUGGGAUGGACAGACUACCGCGACAUCUCAAUCUGGUCCCCGAUCCUCGGCUCCGGGCUGUUUGGCUUCGGAAGCAUCUGCGUCUUCAUCUCCAGCUACAUGUACGUGAUCGACGCGUACGAGAUCUACGCCGCCUCCGCGCUGGGCUUCAUGACGGUGACGCGGUACUUCGCCGCCGGCGGGAUGACCGUGGUGGGGAUUCCGUUCUAUCGGAAUCUGGGCGUGCAUUGGACGUUGACGAUUCUGGGGGUCAUCAGUGCGGUGAUGACGCCGGUGCCGUUUGUCUUUUGGAAAUUUGGUCGCGUUAUUAGGGGUUGGAGUCGGUUUGCUGUUUAG